Messenger RNA from Hyalella azteca, 1370 nucleotides. RefSeq lists its product as uncharacterized. Bases 179 to 949 code for a protein of 256 amino acids. The record is from RefSeq and is a predicted model, not a curated record. NCBI's taxonomy places the organism in Eukaryota, Metazoa, Arthropoda, Malacostraca, Amphipoda, Hyalellidae. The transcript is spliced from 3 exons.
AAUUGCGAUUGCCGGCUAAAAUUUAUGAUAAGGGUACUUCCUCACAGCUGUAUACAUACAAGCAUGCACGGCGGCCAUGCACAGGUUUGAGAAUGGUGCCACUCAUGUUCUAUUAGUGACCUUUGGAGUUUUGGAAACAAGAUACUGGGAGCAUUGAAAAUAUUGUGACAGUUCGGCCAUGUAUUUUCCAGCCCUGCGAAGUGAGCUUGCAGCUUUGUCCAAGAAGCUACUUGGAGUCAUUGGGACGCCGCUGCGUACAUUGGCCACCCAGAAGCUCACCAGCUUCCAUAGUGAUCUCCAGCAGAACCUGGAAAAUGGCACUUACCGUCUUAAUGAAGCACCGACGGUGAUCGACAUAGAAAAUAACAAAAUUAAUGUGAACAAGGAUGGAUUUAAUUUAGAUGUGGUCAAAUAUUUCGAGGGUCAGGAAAACUGGAACACGAAGGAAAUUGUAAACCCGAAGCUGAAAGCCUCAAGUUUUGGGGACUAUUACUGCGGGCUGUCUUUGAUGCCCUCAAGUUAUUUUGAGUCAAGGGAGAAAUUUGAUUAUCUGUACUCGCUUCGAUGGCAAGGUGAUCCAUCGUUUGAUCCAAACGAUCCAGUGGAGACCAUUGAAAAAAUUUCUUUGGAAAAGGCUCUUGAACUGCUCACAGUGACGCUGUCCUGCAAUAUGGAGUAUUAUUUGGCUAACCGGGAUGAAAUGGAGAAGGAUUUAGGGCGCAAGCUGGAUAGUUUCAAUGCAGAAGAUGAAAGUUCCAUGAAGAGGUUAGAACGAGAGCUUUUCUACAACCAAGUCAUCAAGAUAGUCGGUGAGAGCGAGGAUGAUGACAAGGCAACCUUUUCAGUGAUGCUCAAGGACUUCAGGGCUUUGUUCCUUGAAGGCAAUGACAACUUCGCAACGGCAAGACGAGGCGAUUAUUACCUGCUUUUCCAUCACGCCACCUCAUAGGAAGGUUAUAGGUUUUGGAACUAAUCAAGUGACGAUUGGAGCUGUGCUGCUGAGAGAGCUGGGCGCUAAAAUAAUGGUCCCAAAAUUGACUAUUUGAAUUUUAUAACAAUGACCAUGUAGUAUCUCUUGUAUGUGUAAUGUAAAGCUUAUUUUAUGUUAUUUAAUGUCAUUCUGGGGUAAGUUGACCGAUCAAACUUUAUUGGAAAUUUUUUACACAUUCAUGAAGCUUUCAAUAUUUUUUAAUGAAAAUAUUUCUAUGAAAUAAUUUCCUAUGAUCUCAAACUUCCUGCGUCACAAAGCCAAGUAGCAGAAGCAAAUAUUAUGUGUCCAGCAGCUCUACUUUCUGUAAGUCAGCCCAAUUUUGUUUGUAUUCUUAAUUUAAAUAUUAGAAGCUAUACUCCAUGUAGCUUCAAAAUAUCAA